Molecule: messenger RNA, 2970 nt
Organism: Miscanthus lutarioriparius
Lineage: Eukaryota; Viridiplantae; Streptophyta; Magnoliopsida; Poales; Poaceae
Source: the annotation of a GenBank genome assembly
AUGGCGGCGACGGAGGGGGCCGACGAGCCGGCGGCGACCGCGGCGGGUGACCCGCGCCACGUUCGCAACACGUGCAUCCUCGCGCACGUGGACCACGGCAAGACCACGCUGGCGGACCACCUGGUGGCGUCCUGCGGGGGCGGGCUCCUCCACCCGAAGCUCGCCGGCCGGAUCCGCUUCAUGGACUACCUCGACGAGGAGCAGCGACGGGCCAUCACCAUGAAGUCCGCCGCCGUCGCGCUCCGCUCCCGGGCCGGCCACCGCGUCAGCCUCAUCGACUCCCCGGGCCACAUCGACUUCUGCUCCGAGGUCUCCUCCGCCGCGCGCCUCUCGGACUCGGCGCUCAUCCUUGUCGACGCCGUCGAGGGGGUGCACGUCCAGACGCACGCCGCGCUGCGCCAGGCCUUCAUCGAGCGCCUCCGGCCCUGCCUCGUGCUCAACAAGAUUGACCGCCUCAUCACCGAGCUCAGCCUCACCCCCGCCGAUGCCUACGUCCGCCUCCACCGCAUCAUCUCCGACGUCAACUCCAUCUACUCCGCGCUGCGCUCCCACUCCUACUUCUCCCUCCUCUCCGCCCUCGAGGAUAGCCCCUCCACAAUCUCUUCGUCCUCAGCUGAGGACCUACCGGAGGACUUUGAAGACGACGAUGACAACGAGGACGCCUUCCAGCCCCUCAAGGGCAAUGUCGUCUUCGCCUGUGCACUUGACGGCUGGGGCUUUCGCCCCCAACAGUUCGGCAACCUCUACGCCAGAAAGAUCAGAGUCAACCCCUCCGCCUUCCUGAAAGGAUUGUGGGGCCCCAGAUAUUUCGAUAAGAAGACGGGGAAGGUUGUGGGGAAGAAAGCUAUCAAGAGCGCAGACCCACAGCCAAUGUUCGUGGAGUUUGUGUUGAGUGCCCUGUGGAAGAUGUACGAGCUGGUGCUGAAGGACGGUGGUGAGAGUCAAGCGGUGAAGAAAUUGAUUGAAAACUUUGACUUGAAAAUUCCGGAACUGGAGCUGAACAGAGAUACAAAGGCUGUGCUGCAAUCUGUCAUGAGCCGGUGGCUGCCGCUGGCAGAUGCCGUGAUGGAUAUGGUGGUGGAGUGCACGCCUGAUCCUGUUGCUGCUCAAGAGGUCAGGGUUGCAAGGCUUAUGCCAAAGAGGGAGGUUACUCCAGAAGAUGCUGCUGGUUGCUCUGAGGUUGUUGAGGAGGCAGAGAGGGUGCGGAGGUGUGUCGAGGCCUGUGAUGUGAGUGCUGAUGCGCCAGUGGUAGUUUAUGUGUCAAAGAUGUUUGCUGUGCCAUCUAAGAUGUUGCCAUUGAAGGGAGUGGAUGGUGAACUGUUGAACCACCAUAGUAGUAGCGAGUCAGAGGAGUGCUUUAUGGCAUUUGCAAGGGUCUUCAGUGGCGUCCUUCAUGCAGGGCAGAAGGUAUUUGUGCUGUCGCCAUUGUAUGAUCCAGUGAAAGGGGAUACAGUUCAGAAGCAUGUGCAGGAGGUGGAGCUUCAAUACUUGUAUGAGAUGCUAGGACAAGGCCUGAAGCCAGUUGCCAGUGUGGCUGCGGGGAAUGUGGUUGCAAUCCAGGGCCUUGGGCAGCAUAUAUUGAAGAGUGCCACAUUGUCGUCGACCAAGAAUUGCUGGCCCUUCUCGAGUAUGAUGUUCCAGGCAUCUCCGAUCCUUAAAGUUGCAAUUGAGCCCUCAAAUCCAGCUGAUCUAGGAGCUCUUGUUAAAGGGCUUAGGCUUCUUAACCGGGCAGAUCCAUUUGUCGAGUAUACUGUUUCGCAGAGGGGUGAGCAUGUCCUUGCUGCUGCUGGUGAGAUACAUUUGGAGCGGUGCAUAAAGGAUUUGGAGGAGAGAUUUUCAAAGGUCAAAUUGGUGGUCUCAGACCCCCUAGUUUCCUUCAAAGAGACAAUCGAAGGGGAAGGUGCCAGUUUAGUGGAGAGCUUGAAGAAUCCACAGGAGUUUGUUGAGAGGACUACUCCAAAUGGGAGGUGUACUGUGCGAGUUCAGGUCUUGAGGCUUCCCAAUGCUCUGACUAAGGUCCUUGAGGAAAGCGAACAGUUGCUUGGUCAAAUAAUUGACGGGAAAACAGCAAAAAGGGAUGGUGUUUUGGAUCCUCGCCUUUCUCAGGAAGAUGGUGAUUCUGCUGCAACUCUCAGACAGCGGAUGAUUGAUGCCAUAGACAGUGAAUUAGACACAAUCUCUAAGCAAGUUGAUAAAGAAAAACUUGACAGGUAUAGAAAGACAUGGCUUGGACACCUUGACAGAAUCUGGUCACUAAGUCCUUGGCAGGUUGGUCCGAAUGUCCUUCUUUUGCCUGAUUCAAAAUUAAGUGGUGGUACAAUGACUGUCCAAGAUGGAAGGCAAGGAUUCCAGAUUGCCACUAAUGCUGGGCCUUUAUGUGAUGAACCUAUGUGGGGUCUUGCGUUUAUUGUUGAGCCUUACAUAUUUGCUGAUGGCUCUGAUGCUGCCAACCACUCUGAUCAAUACAAUGUCUUCAGCGGUCAAGUAAUCACUGCGGUUAAAGAAGCAUGCAGAGCAGCUGUUCUUCAGAACAAGCCAAGGCUUGUUGAGGCUAUGUACUUCUGUGAGUUGACCACGCCAACGGAGCAGUUAGGUGCAACUUAUGCAGUUCUUGGUAAGAGGCGAGCAAGGGUUCUGAAAGAAGAGAUGCAAGAAGGAACCUCAUUAUUUACAGUGCAUGCUUACCUGCCAGUCACUGAGAGCAUUGGAUUUUCGAAUCAACUUAGGAGUUUAACUGCAGGUGCAGUUAGUGCUCUCCUCGUUCUUAGCCACUGGGAAGCUAUUCCUGAGGACCCCUUCUUUGUCCCAAAGACACAGGAUGAGCUUGAAGAAUUCGGAGAUGGUUCAAGCAUUGGGCCAAACUUGGCUAAAAAGCUUAUGAAUUCUGUUAGACGAAGGAAAGGACUGCAUGUUGAAGAGAAAGUUGUGGAGCAUGGCACAAAACAGCGGACUCUUGCUAAAAAGGUAUAG